CCCUCGACAAUACCUCGCUCGGCCUUUCAAUCCUCCACUUCCAGCGAUGGAGCCCUUUCUGUGGUUCCUGACUCUCUCGUUCAGCCUCCUCCUCCACUCUGAUGAUGUCACAGGAACAACCUGCGGUCCGGUGGAUCCGAUCACAGGAGGGAGGUCCUCCAGCCCCCCUCGUCCUCGGCCGGGCAGUGUGUUAGAGUACCACUGUCCGGCCGGCUUUCGCCCUUUUCCUGUCGCCUGGAGGGUGUGUAUGCAGUCCGGACGCUGGAGCCCUCUGCGCAACGCACAGAGGGAGAGGUCGCAGACUGCCCAUUGCCGACCGUACCGGUGCGUGAGCCCAAUGCUCCUAGAGCAUGGAUACUUCCAGCCACGUCUCCUCCAGUACCGCGUCAACCAGACGGUGCAGUUCAUCUGCAACCAGGGCUUUGCACUCCUUGGCUCCCCCACUCGGACCUGCCUCUCCAAUGGGCGCUGGAGUGGAAAUGCUGCCAUCUGCUAUGCCGGAGGUGUACACAUCUACUUCCUGCUGGACGCAUCCGGCAGCGUGGGCGAGGAGAAUUUUCAGAAGACGCUGGAAUUCGUCACUGCAUUCAGCGAGAAGAAAUGUGUGUUUCCUAAGAAGGGGGCUGAUGUCAGUGGUGGUGAUACUGGGUCCUGCAGCUGUGAGGACGCGUGA
Messenger RNA from Hypanus sabinus (Atlantic stingray), 673 nucleotides. RefSeq names its product complement C2-like. Gene Ontology annotation, cellular component: extracellular region. Gene Ontology annotation, molecular function: serine-type endopeptidase activity. NCBI's taxonomy places the organism in Eukaryota, Metazoa, Chordata, Chondrichthyes, Myliobatiformes, Dasyatidae. Gene Ontology annotation, biological process: complement activation. The record is from RefSeq and is a predicted model, not a curated record. The transcript has 5 exons. Bases 47 to 673 code for a protein of 208 amino acids.